Lotus japonicus is the source of this 2378-nucleotide messenger RNA. Its product is annotated as pentatricopeptide repeat-containing protein At5g46460, mitochondrial. The transcript has a single exon. Gene Ontology annotation, molecular function: protein binding; RNA binding; zinc ion binding. Gene Ontology annotation, biological process: RNA modification. The record is from RefSeq and is a predicted model, not a curated record. Bases 253 to 2376 code for a protein of 707 amino acids. Lineage: Eukaryota; Viridiplantae; Streptophyta; Magnoliopsida; Fabales; Fabaceae.
GUGAACACAUUCAAGGACCAGAAUGGCUGUUUACUCAACUGUUAAGUUUUAGACGGAAUGAGACGGAAAACCAAAUCUGCAAACGGAGGUAUUCGUCGGGGACGCAUAAUGCAAUUGAUUUUUGUUGGGGAUCAAAAUCGUGAGAAACGUAUAUGUGGGGGACCAAAUGUGCAAUUAAGCCAAAAAUUUAUAUAUCAUAUAAUAAAUUACUAUUCUUGUAAUCUAUUGGUUUUGGAGCAUUCUUGAAUCUUGAUGCCAAAAUCACCAUUUUCCCUUCCAACUCGAAACAUUGCACAGUAUCGUUUAGCAUCAUCUGUGACUGUAACCGCUGCUAAACUCUCUUCUUCUUCUUCUUCCUCGCCAUGUUGUGUAUCCAAACUCAAACCUCUUCUUCUUCAUCACCUCAACAAUCAAAAUCUACAUCAAGCUCGUGCCAUCUUCAACCAAAUUCCUUCCCCUCACGUGACCAUCUCCACCAUCAUGCUACUCGCUUACGCCCGCCACCGUCGUCUCCCGGAGGCCAUUGACCUCUUUCGCCGAAUCCCCGACAAGGAUGUAGUCUCCUGGAACUCCAUUAUCAAGGCCUGUAUUCAAUGUGGUGAUUUCCGGACCGCCCGGAACCUGUUCGACGAAAUGCCCAGCAGAACUGCCGUGUCGUGGACCACCCUCAUUGACGGCCUCUUGCGAUUUGGAAAGGUUGAGGAUGCUGAGGCAUUGUUCUGGGAAAUGCCCAUUGAGGUCAGGGAUGUGCCGGCGUGGAAUGCGAUGGUUCAUGGGUACUUUGCCAAUGGCAGAGUUGAUGAUGCGCUGCGGUUGUUUGAUCAAAUGCCUUCGCGUGACGUGAUUUCUUGGACUUCCAUUAUUGCUGGGCUUGAUCAUAAUGGAAGGAGUGAACAAGCGUUGGUGUUUUUUCAGAGCAUGGUGGCUUCUGGGGUCAACCCCUCUUCCACCACAUUGGUUUGUGGGUUGUCUGCUGCUGCAAAGAUUUCAGCUUUGCAUCUGGGUCUUCAAAUUCACUGUUCUAUGUUCAAAUUAGGUAGUUGUUGUUUGGAUGAGUUUGUGUCUGCUUCGCUUGUCACGUUUUAUGCUAGCUGCAAACGAAUGGAGAGUGCUUUGGAGGUUUUUUAUGAGACAGUGAGUAAGAAUGUGGUGGUGUGGACAGCUCUUGUUACAGGUUAUGGUUUGAAUAAUAAGCCUGAAGAAGCAUUGAGGGUCUUUGAAGACAUGAUGAGAGUCAGUGUGGUACCAAAUGAGUCUUCUUACACCAGUGCUUUGAAUUCAUGUUGUGGAUUGGGGGAUCUUGAGAGGGGGAGAGUGAUCCAUGCUGCAGCAAUGAAGAUGGGUCUGGAAAAUGGUGUAUAUGUGGGAAAUUCUCUUGUUGUCAUGUAUAGUAAAUGCGGUUAUAUUGGUGAUGCCAUCUAUGUGUUUGAGGGAAUUCGUGAGAGAAACAUUGUCUCGUGGAACUCGGUUAUCGGUGGUUGUGCCCAGCACGGAUAUGGCAUGUGUGCUUUGGCAAUCUUUAACCAGAUGCUACGUGAUGGAAGGGUUGAUCCAGAUGAAAUUACAUUAACAGGUUUACUUUCUGCUUGUAGUCGUUCCGGGAUGUUACAGAAAGCAAGGCGUUUUUUCAGAUACUUUGGGCAGAAAAGAUCUAUUACACUGACAAUUGAGCACUAUGCAUGUAUGGUGGAUGUACUCGGCCGGUGCGCAGAGCUGGAAGAAGCAGAAGCACUGGUGAUGAGCAUGCCCGUGAAAGCGAAUUCAAUGGUUUGGCUGGUUUUGCUGAGUGCAUGCAAGGUGCAUUCUAAUUUAGACAUAGCCGAAAGAGCUGCAAAACAGAUAUUUGAAAUGGAGCCAGAUUGUAGUGCUGCAUAUGUGUUGCUAUCAAACUUGUAUGCAUCUUCCAGAAGAUGGUCUGAAGUUGCUUUGAUAAGGAAAAGAAUGAAGCAUAAUGGAGUUGUAAAACAACCAGGUUCCAGUUGGGUAACCUUAAAAGGAACAAGGCAUGAGUUUCUCUCUGCAGAUAGGUCACAUCCUCUUGCUGAGCAAAUUUAUCAGAAGCUAGAUUGGUUAGGUGUGAAGUUAAAGGAAUUAGGCUAUGUUCCUGAUCAACAAUUCGCUUUGCACGAUGUUGAAAUUGAGCAAAAAGAAGAAAUGCUGUCUUACCAUAGUGAAAGGCUUGCAAUUGCAUUUGGGUUGAUUAGCACUGUAGAAGGUAGUACCAUAACAGUGAUGAAAAAUCUGCGUGUAUGUGGUGAUUGUCAUAAUGCAAUAAAGCUUAUGGCAAAGAUUGUUGACCGUGAGAUAAUAGUAAGAGAUUCUAGCCGCUUUCAUCACUUUAAGAAUGGUGUAUGUUCUUGUGGGGAUUAUUGGUAGAA